GUGUGUGUAUGCGUUGUGUGUGUGUGUGUAUGCGUGUGUGUGUGUGUGUAUGCGUGUGUGUAGAGGGUGCCUGCCUCCUUCGUUGGUUUCAUGUGAACCUGCCCAUGACAGAGUAGCUUGCUCUGGAUGUCCUCUUCCUUCUGCUUAUCGUGUAAAACCAUGGCCUUAUAACCACAAGUUCUUGUGGAUGCUAAGUGGGGUUAUCUCAGGGAGUUGGGGCCAUAGCUCCUUUCUUUGCUUCUUUUUCUGCUCAUUGCCUUGCCUUCAAGUGCUUGCUGCUCCUUUUCAUUUCUUUGCAGGACUGGGAAAGAAUGGGAAGAGGUGUUUGAUAGGUUUCUUGUUAAUUUUCUAUCUGAUGGUAGAAUGAUUUGAGGGCUAAGUUGAAGAGCUCAGCUUUGAUUAUUGCCCUGGAAAAUUGAGGGUUGGUUGUAGGGCUAUGAUUGUGGCCUUGUAUACUUGCAAUGUUUGUCAAUGUGGCUUUCUGUUGUCAUCUUUUCUCUCCAGUCAGGGUUCUGCCACUGUCCCAAUUCCAUGGUUCCUGCAAAAAAGAGCUUAAUGUGCUCUUGGCAAAUGUUGAUGUUCUUUGUUACAGCUGGGAUUCUUCAGAGUGACCUGGCCUCUUAACUGCCUGUCAUCUUUAGGUGCUGGUGCCCUUGCUGCCUCAGCCCUCAGGCAUGCCAGAAGGAGCUACAAAGCUUAAAUCAUUUGUCAUUUUCAUUCCUUUGCAGAUUGUUUUAAAAAUGUACCCUUUUUUAUUUAAAUUACACCAUCUGUGUUAAUAUUAUAACCCACUCAUACUUUGCUUUUUGUAGAUUUCGGAUUGCCGAGAUCCAUAACUUUAAGAAAAGUUGGUUUUAGUGGAUGGGAGGACAGACAUUUAAUAUUUUUUGGGAAAAUGAGCUCUCAAUGUAUCUUUGGAUUAUUCAGCUUUUAAAUCUAUCAACCUCCACAAUUUGUCCAUCAUUGGAAAAGUUUUCAUUUGUUUAUUCCUGGAAGUAGACCACGUAGAGGUGUCUAGUCUUGUCAACCUACUCUCUUUGGAGGCUUGGAUCUUGUCUUAAAUUUUGUAGUGUAGGCCUGGGGCUCCAUCUCUUGCAGUGGAGGUAAUAGGGCUAUGACUGAGGGGCCAGCCUCUAUAGGUAUGCUACUAUUUUAGUCAUAACCACCAGUUAAGGUGUGCCAAAAUCCUUGCAUAGUCUGUUGAUUCUCCACGUUUUUUGUCCUGUCAAGCAAACAAGUGGACUAUACCAGAUGGGUGAAGUCACAAUGAAAAUAUUUAGUAGAUUUAUGGACUAGUGUGCUAUGCAAUAGGAUAAGACUCUCACUUAUUAAGGUACCUAAAUUAUAUAGAUACCUUAAUAAGUGGGAGUUUAGACUACUACAGAAAAAAGUUUUUUUAAAUUUUCUUUUUUGGUGGUACUGGGGAUUGAAUUUAGAGCUGGUAUCAUUUGAACCACUCUGCCAAGCCAAGAAAUUCUUUAAAAAGUUUUAAGUAGUGGUGAAUCAUUUGAAAUAUAUGUAGUGCUUUGAAAUGCAGUGCUGGGGUAGCUGAAGUUGUGUGGCUGACCUAGAGAAAUUAACAUUCUGGAAGGCAGAACCUACCACAACGAGCUAGCUAGUUAUUUUGCAAGAAGUGUGAUUGGUUAGGAAGGAAAGGAUGUGUCAGGCCAGUAGUUAGAGAAUACUUUUUAGAGAUGGGAUUUAAUUUGAAAACUGACUUGUUACUGAGAGAGUAAGGCUGUUGUCUCAGGUUUCUUAAAUUUGAAUCCUGACUUGACUUCUUAGCUGUAUGAUAUUGGACAUGUCAGAAACUGUGUGGGUUUUGUCAUCCAACAUUUACUGUAGUUCCAAGCAGUACAAUAGUUUUCAUAGACACCAAAAUGCAUUAGAUUAUUUCUAAAUCUGUUUAAUAAGUGAGGAAAUUUUUGAUCCCCAGCAGUGUCAAGAAAAAAGAUCACAUGGCUGACAAAGUGGUGAUCAAGGAAUUGAAGCAGCCAUUUGAACCAUCCUGGGCUUUGCUUGUUAUCAUUAUGCUAUGCUAGUGUUGGGAGGGUCAAAUGAAAACAUCUCAUAGUCACUUCUCAUUGAAUGUUAGCUGUCUUAUAGAAAUGAGGAGUUAGAACAUUUCUGGGAAGCUUGGGAUGGCCUAAUGGAGCACUCAGCUGAGCAGAGAACUCUGGAUAUAGAUGUGAGUUUAGUGAGUUUUUCAUUGCACUGUACAUAGGAGUAAUUUUGAGGCUAUGAGCCACCUCUAGUCUCUGGCAACAUUGUCCUCUGUUGUAGGAUCACCUAACUGUGAAUUUGGAAAAGAAAGGUUACUGUACAAGGGGAAGGACUUAUGGAAGGCUAAGAGGGUAUAGCUGGAGUGGGACUAGAGAUUUCAGAUGCUUGCACUGGUAGUUCCCUAUGACCAUCCAUAGAGAAUACUUUUUUUUUUUUUUAAUGAAAAACCUUUUAGUUUUGUUUUUCAGAAAUGAAUAUAGUUUCACUGUUUCUCAUCUUUUAAAAACAUUGACAAUGACGUCUAAAAAAUUAAUACAGCUUUCUUGCUUGUUCUGUCUCUCUCUUUUUCCCCUCUCAUCUUUUAAAAACAUGAAUCAGAGCUGGCAGAGUGACUCAAAUGGCAAAGUGACAUCCUGUACUGGCCCAUUUCUUCUACAGGGAAGAAUACUGACUUAACUUGGCCCUUAGAUUUUUUUAACUCAUUUCUGGACCAGGAGCCGGAGUUACUGGUUAGAAGUAUGAAUAAAUAAAUAUAUAUAUGUGUAUAUAUAUAUAUUUUUCAUCUUUAAGGGUGUGAAACUAAUUCAGAUUAUUUAGUCACAUCUAAGUAGUUUUCACUGACACCAGUAUUUUACCUUUAAGUUUGGGUUUGUCUGGGAUGCCCCAUCUCUCAGUUACAUGCAUGUAAUACUGCUCCUUUUGCUGAAGAUUUGCAGCCAGAAUACAUGUUUAUUCUUGGCUCUUACAAAAAUGUCCACUUUUUGGAUGACAUUGGAUAAGUCACUUUCCCUCUUUAGGAACUUGGUAGCCUGCUCAGCAAAUGAAGAAUCACUGGGCACAGUGGCAUGUCUUUAUUCCCAGUACUUGGGAAUACAGCAGUGGUACCUACAAUGUUCCAGAAAAAAGGUGGUUUAAGAUAUUUUUUGUUUUUGUGGUGCUGGGGAAUUAAACCCAGAGCCUUGCUAGGCAACCACUCUACCCUGAGAUACAUAUACAGCGCAGACAAGAUGUGUGCUUUUAAAACAUUCCAUUCAGUAUCAUCCUCUGGAUGUGGGGUGAUGAGUAAGAGGAUUUGAAUCAGAUGUCUUGUUUUUUUUUUGUUUUAGAACUUUUUUUAAGUUCUUUUAUUCUCAGUAAGAUACAUUUGGUUAAAUGAACACUCUGAGCUACAAACCUCUGCCUAAAGCUUCAUUUCACUGCAUUUGUCAUAGUGGUGAUCAUAAACAGCAUUGGCUCCUUCUGGCUUAAUUCCUUUUUUUCCCUUUGCAGUGUUGGGGAUUGAAUUUAGGGCCUUGUACAUGCUAGGCAAGGGCUCUACCACUGCUGUACACCAUCUCUGUCCAAGAUCUUAACCUGAUACUGACUGAAAAACCCAGUCACUUCUCUCUUUUUUGGUUAUCAAGAAAUUACCUCUAAAUUCAUUCAAACAGAUUGGGAGAUUCCAGCAGUAACCAGAUUGAGUAGGGUAUUAGUACAUGGAGAAGAGGGUUUUUUUCCUUUCAAUUGUGAUUGAUUUUAAAAAGCAGGGGAAUAAUUUAAAUGUUCAUUUAGUUGGAUGACUUGAAAAAUUACAUAUACACACAGAUUUUCAGAAGGGAAAUCAAGUAAUUAGAUUUCGGGGGGUGAAAGGCAAAGGUCAAUAGUCUUGAUGUCUGUACACUGGUAUGAAUUGUGAUCCUGAGAUUAUAUUUCCAGUCUCUUCCCCUUUAGACCUGUAGAUAUUUUCUUUUCAUGGUAUGGUAUUUUGGAAGAAAGUUUUAUUUCCAGGGCUGUUGGGACACAAAAAAUCUGCAAGAUCAAACUGAAAGGAGAUGAGUGGAUUUCCAUUCCAUAUGUGUUUUCUGCUGCAGAUUGAGUUGUGGUACUCUUAACAUUGGCCCCCUUUGGAAGGGCAUAUGCAGAAGACUAACAAUUGGUUUUCUUCAUUACCGGUCCUGUGGCCUUUACUCCGUCUCAGGUGCAUCAGGAUUUACAGAGAAAUGGAACAAAACUAGUGCCUAUAUAAAUGUCCAAUGUUGACCUUUUUUUUUUUUUUAAUAGCGAAUAGGCUCUUGAUUAGUUUCUUAGUUUUUUUUUUUAGCUAUUGGACUCUUUAAUCAUGUUGGGUUUAAAAAUCCACUCUUUUCCAGUAUUCCAUCUUCUGCUUUACAAAACUUUUUUUUUUUCUUUUGUGGCUGCUUUGGGUGGUGUAUGUACUAUUUAUGUCAUUUCCAUUUCUUAUGAUCCCUGUCCUCAUAAACAAUGCACUGCUUUUAGCCUGUUCUGUGCGUUUUUUAAGUUCCUUCAUCCAGCCCUUGCACCCCCAAUUUCCCAUUUAACUCCUUCAAAAGCUGCUUUGCAAAGGGUCGUGACUAAAGCUGCUUGCAAAAUGGAUAUGGGAUUAUGUAAAGCAGCCAAAGGGUGAGAAAAAAUGAGGGAGCUGGACCCUGUGAAGAAUGUUUUGAUUGUAUUUGCUUACAGCUGAUUGUGACAAAGCUCUUCCCUCUACGGUCGAUUCAAGGGGCUUAAACCUACAGCUCUGGUUGAUGGCGCCCAAUAAAAAUGAAACAAACAAACACUUUGCUCCCGUUUUUUCUCAGGGACAGGGCGGGGUGAAGGCGGGGGUCUGUUCAGUGUUCACGGUCACAGAAGUUUCAGCCUGGGUCCUGGGAGGCUGCUGCUUAGAGGGAGCGGGAGCGGGAGUGGGAGCGUGAGCGUGCCUGUGCCUCUGCCUCCUGGGCGGUGCUACACAUCUGGGCCAUUACAGUGUAGAUGGAGCGGGACCUGCUGACCGCUUCACAGUGGUUUUAAUUUGAGAGUAGCUGCGGGACUCUCGGGGCUAUAGUGCGGAUUGUGGCCGAAGGAGGUUGUUCUUCUCAGGUUGGGUGGUGGGUGUGUGGGGUCCUUCGCUGUUUUUCUUACCUGGCGUCUAGGCGUAAGCUAUUGUCUCAGCAUGUGGGCUUCGCAGGGGGAGAGGAUGGCGUUUGGGAGUUCAGAGGGAGAAAUUUGGAGUGGAGGGCAAAAUGGAGCACGGAAUGCUGUCAGGAUGUGCACGUGGAAGGGGCGAAAUGUGAAAGCUUAAAAAGUUGGCGCCACGAAGCUACAGACUGCCAUACAGGAGCCUCCGCUCGCUCCGCCUAAUGGCGGGCCGCACCUCGCCGGCAAGGCCCACGUCUGUAGUUCCUCCCUCACGCCGACUUCUUGCCCAAUCAGUGGCUUCGGCUUCGCUAAGUUGGUGCUCAUUGGCUUUCGCAUAAAAGCUCCGGGGGGUUACUGACGUUUCCACCUCUUCCCGGCCUCUCAGGUAAUUGGCGUUCGUGGUAAGCAAUCAGGAAGAGGAUCUCCGGGAACGCCUGCCUUUUACUUUAUUGAACGGCCAACCGGUGGUAGGUUCACCUCCCCCUUUCUACCCAGAGUUACUGCUGCGGCCGCCGCCAUUUUAGCGUUUUGUCAGAAGCGUCGGCGCCGUGAGGAAGAGGUCCUGCAGAUUUCCGUGCGGUGAGAGACUCCCGGGUCCUUCCACUGUUUAUCUUUCGCUCUGUGAAAUCUCUCACUUCCUUGGGCGUCCGAGGUGUCCUAGUGGGGUCGCGGCCUGCGCACCCGUCACUGAGAGCGGACCCCGGUCCUCGGCUUUGCGCGGCUGUGUCAGGAUGGUGAAGCUGUUCAUCGGAAACCUGCCCCGGGAGGCCACAGAGCAGGAGAUCCGCUCCCUUUUUGAGCAGUAUGGGAAGGUGCUGGAAUGUGACAUCAUUAAGAACUAUGGCUUUGUGCACAUAGAGGACAAGACGGCGGCUGAGGAUGCCAUACGUAACCUGCACCACUACAAGCUGCACGGAGUGAACAUCAAUGUGGAAGCCAGCAAGAAUAAAAGCAAAACCUCAACAAAGUUGCAUGUGGGCAACAUCAGUCCCACCUGCACUAACAAGGAGCUUCGGGCCAAGUUUGAGGAGUAUGGUCCAGUCAUCGAAUGUGACAUCGUGAAAGAUUAUGCCUUUGUACACAUGGAGCGGGCAGAGGAUGCUGUGGAGGCCAUCAGGGGCCUUGAUAACACAGAGUUUCAAGGCAAACGAAUGCACGUGCAGUUGUCCACCAGCCGGCUUAGGACUGCGCCCGGGAUGGGAGACCAGAGCGGCUGCUAUCGGUGCGGGAAAGAGGGGCACUGGUCCAAAGAGUGUCCAAUAGAUCGUUCGGGCCGCGUGGCAGACUUGACCGAGCAAUAUAAUGAGCAAUAUGGAGCAGUGCGUACGCCUUACGCCAUGAGCUAUGGGGAUUCAUUGUAUUACAACAACGCGUACGGAGCGCUCGAUGCCUACUACAAGCGCUGCCGUGCUGCCCGGUCCUAUGAGGCAGUGGCAGCUGCAGCUGCCUCUGCGUAUAAUUACGCAGAGCAGACCCUGUCCCAGCUGCCACAAGUCCAGAACGCAGCCAUGGCCAGUCACCUCACCUCCACCUCUCUUGAUCCCUACGAUAGACAUCUGUUGCCGACUUCAGGAGCUGCUGCUGCCACAGCUGCUGCUGCAGCAGCAGCCGCUGCUGCUGUUACUGCAGCUUCCACUUCAUAUUACGGGCGGGAUCGGAGCCCCCUGCGUCGCGCUACAGCCCCAGUCCCUACUGUUGGAGAGGGCUACGGUUACGGGCAUGAGAGUGAGUUGUCCCAAGCUUCAGCAGCCGCGCGGAAUUCUCUGUACGACAUGGCCCGGUAUGAGCGGGAGCAGUAUGCAGAUCGGGCGCGGUACUCAGCCUUUUAAAGCUUGAGGUGAGAGCGGUGGGUUGUCCCCUGUUCUGAUUUUGCCAUCCCAUCCCUCCUGCGGCCUAAAGAGCUCCAAUUAGGCUGCAUGCUUGCUUGCUUUUUGCAAGGUUGGGCUGAGGUUUUGAGCAUAGUUCAAGGGUUAGGAACAAGUCCUAAAUGCUUAACUUUAAGUAAAUGUUCUUGGCCCUCAUUGCUGUUUAUCUAGCAUUUCUGCUAGUAGGAGUCACUUUUCUGUUUUUUUGUGGAAAAACACAGAAUGAUGUGCUGGUGAAUUUUGGGUCAUACCUGUGUGCUACAGUUGGACUGAUCCUGGAAUCCAGACAUUCAGAGUCAGGUGUCCUGCUUCUCAGAGCCUUUGUUGAGUUUCCUUGAUGUGUGGUAUUACAAGUCUUCAAAUUUUCUGUGUGUUUCAUGCUAUGUGAAGGGUCUGAUACAACUACUAAUGAUAAAGUGUAUAACCCUAGUUAACUAGUUACCACUGCUCAGGUCCUAGUUAACUGUGAAGACUACCAAGAUGGCAUCAUCUUAAUCUUGAAGUGUAUUUCUGACAUUCCCAAACAAUUCAGCCCUUACGUGUUUUGUAGAACUUAACUUGAUGGUAAGUUGACGCAGAGAAAAGUAGAAAAUCUCUCUUACGAAGUUCAGCAAGGAACUCUGGACUUGCACUGCAAAAUCAUUCCCUGAAAAGAAUGCCCACUCUUAUCUUUGACUGUCCUGGAACAGCCUCUUUGUUCAAGUUAGGUGUUUUGUUCCCACAGUGUUUGGUUUGACAUCUUUCACUUUAUCGAGGUAUCUGGCAACAUAAGUACAUGCACACCUAUUUUUCUCUUUGGUGAUGUUGAAAUUCAGGGCUGGGAGUGUUGCCAUAAGCAGAUCUCUCCCUUCAUCUUCCCACUAGUUAUGGGCAUUUAAUACUCUUGAGCCACCACCUUUACCUUGAAUCCUAGCUUUAUUCUCUACCAAAUAUUUUGAGCUUCAUGAUCUAUUUGGUUCUACUUGAAUGUAUUCUCUUUUGAUGCUUGACAGCAUUGGGCUCUAGGUUUUUGAGAUUAGUGUUGUAGUUAAGGGUAAUUCUCAAUACCCUGAUGAGUUGUGAUUAAUCCCAGUGUGUCCCUUAGCCCAUGUCCCAGACAUUAUCAUAGGUCCUUAGUCCUAUACAAACAGCAGGAGUGAUACUUUGUCAUCUUUUCAAUUAGGAAAGAAGGUAUGUGACUUGCCCAGGUCCAUUGUAUAGGAAAUAAUUGCUUGGGCUCAUUCGCUAGGAAGGUGACUGGAACAGAAACUUAAGUGACUUUGUGUAGCUUACACAUACCCUCUAGCGCCUUCUUUAAAAGUUAGUUUCUUAAGUAGGCAGAGUUGGAUGUUGUUAGAUCUUAGAACUUGCUCAGUUGAUGUUACUUUUGUCUCUGCCUUGCAUGGUUUUUAACUUGGAUCUUGGCAGUAACUCCCAGAUUGAAACAGACUGUUGACUUUUUACCCCAGAACGUUAAUUGGAACCUUUCCUUUUUUUCUUCUUUGACAUUUUCUGAUGUGGAAUUAGCUUCUCUGGGGAAUGCUAUUGUUAACAUCAAGAGCAAUGGGAUGUCUUUGCGUAAUUUCAUGAAAGAAGAUAUGCUGUUUAAUUUGGAGAAAGACCUUUAUCUAGGAUUUAGUCUUCCACAAUGGUUCUCUGGCCUUUUUCUUUUUUUAGAGAUGACGAUACUGGGAAAAGGGUACAAGUAAACAGAGUUAUCACAAGUUAUCAGACUUGGUAAAGAUAGUCUUCGAAGUUUUAAGUGGGAAAGCCCUUUUGAGCUUUGCUGUAAAGCCACUGUAUUGUGCUCUCUUUCAGGUGGGAUGUGUGUGGGCUGAAAUUCCAAGCUGCGGUUGUGCAUGGGAGAGAAUACACCCUUCGUGGUACCCCAUCUCCGGGACGUUCUCAGCUCUGUGCGUUCAGGAACCGUGGACCUUAAUUUACUUUGCUAAGUUCAGACCUCCUUUCCUCUCUCCUGCCAAUUUUCCUGGGUUUUUUUUUUUUGUUGUUGUUGUUUUUGUUUUUGUUUUUAAGUACUUCUGUAGCUUCCCAUUUAUGUUAUGUUCUCCCAGCAGGCCUCAUUGUAUGCAGAAACUAGUGGGGGCUGUGCUGUCACCUUCCUGCCACCUGCCUCCAGUGGGUGUUGGAUUUGGGAAUGACCUUGUGAGAGAGUCACUGCUCCAGGGUUUCUUUUUUGGCCCAAAGGCUAGACCUGUAGAGUUGAAUCACUUUUUUUCUUUCCGGUGAAAUAAAUGUUUUUUCAACUUAGGGUAUGUGUGGUUUGAGAGAGUUCUUGCUUGGGCUUGUUUCUGCGUUCUUUAUUUGUACCUUAGGAGAAGGGGAGGGUCUAAAGAUUAAGAUAGGAGGCUUUGGGUGAACAUUACUGCAGGUGUUUUUUAAAUUGUAGAUAGAACUUUUAGGUGCUAAGGAAAAAGGUUAUAAUAAAGAAUGGAGGCGGGCAAACUUACUCCAAUGAAGACUUGUACUGGUUUACCUUUGUUAUAAAACCAACUACUUACUAGUAGUUUAGAGAUGUAGGUCUUUCUCGGUUAGAGAAAUAAUCCCCUACGACUACUGUUCCAACCACUCAGUCAGCAUUUCUGGCUUGACUUAUUUCCAGAAAAGAGGUAUAGAGGAAAAGAAGGGUUUGAGGGAGAAGGGGGCAGCUUUCACUUUGGAAAAAGGUGAUCCCAUGGGAGAGACCAUAUGCUACUUCUAUAGGCCAGAAACACCUGUGAUACCUUUUACCAUCUAUUUGUAUAGCUCUGCCAAAAUCUGGAAGAUACUUGAAUAGUCCCAUUAGCAUCUCCUAGAUUAUACUAACAGCCUUUAGAUGAUCAGCAUACAGAAAGGACCUAGCAGUAGCUUUCAGUAAGCUUACUGAACAGUGAGGAUGGGAGCUGGGGGUUGAGUGCAAGGAAGAGCCACUGCCUUAAGUAGUUAAGAGUUUUUGCUUGUUUUGAGACAGGGUCUUGCUUGUAGCCCAGGCUGGCCUGGAACUUGGGAUCCUUCUGCUUCCACCUCCCAGUUGUUGGGGUGUCAGGUAUUCUCCACUGCCUGGUGCUGGUUUUUUGUUUUGUUGAGACAGGGUCUUACUAGUAGCCUGGGUUAGCCUUGAAACUUGCUAUGUAGCCCAAGCUGGCCUCUAACUUGUGAUCCAGCAGCAUCGGCCUCAGUACUGGGAUUACAGGUGUGUGCCACCACACCCAGCUUUUUUUUCCCCAUUGAAAUGGGGGUCUUAGUAGCAGGCACCUGCAACUGCACCCAGCUAUUGUCUUCCAUAUUUUUGUUCUCUAUUUCUUGCUCCAGUUUCAGCAUACAGGACGGUGUUUUAGUAAAUACUGAGCACCUUCUGUAUGUCAGACUUGCUUUUGGGAUGGGGUUGGGAAAUGAGAGAGAAAGGAUUGGUCUAUACUGGAUGAUUUCUCAGGUUCUAAUUUUUUUUAUCCUGUUGAUCUAACUUGUAGAUCAGAUUAGAACAGCUCUGUAUCAGUAAAAAGUUAUUAAAUGUUUUCUAUGAUGUGAGGCCUUGUGCAAGGUGUUUUAAAGUGUUCUCACUUAAUUCUCCCAGCAAAUAGUGUUCUUACCAGUUUUUUCCUUCCCUGUCUGGGUUGGUUUUCUGUGGCACUGCCAUCUAUUAGAAAGGAUCAUACCUACUUUGGUCCCUCUUUUUCUAAAGGACACCUAUCACUGACCUGCACUUACACUAUUUUCAUUACAUCCCUUGGGUGAUGGGUGGGGUUGUGGCAAGUUUCAAAAGAUGGGAAACUAACGGUAUUCACUGAUUCAAGUUUGAUACUUUUCAAGGUGGCACUUAUAUGAGGGGAGUAGAUAGGAUGCAUUGUCAAGUAGAGAACUUGGUCUAAAUGUUGAUGGUCUGAAGGAUUUUUAAGGAACAUGUCAUGCAUAGUAGAUUAGACCUGGGCUUUUUUUUUUUUCUUUUUUUGAAACUAGGUCUCACUGUGUUGCCAGGCUAAUCUCUGAACUCCUGUGAUCAAGUGAUCCUCUUGCUUCUGCCUCCUGCUAGGAUUACAGGCAUGAGCCACCAGUGCCCAGCUUUAAAUGGUGCUGGGGAUUGAACCCGUAGGCUCCCACACACUUGGCAAGCACUUGCUUUCUGGUUUAAGACCAGGUAUCUCUCUGUCAAACAACCUAAGAGUAUUUUUCAUGGCUCAGAGUUAAACGUUAAAACUUUUUCUUGAGACAGGAUCUCACCUGUGUAACGCCAGGUUGGCCUCAGACUCAUGCUCUUCCUGCCUCAGCCUUUCUUUUUUAAAAAGCAUAUUU
Molecule: messenger RNA, 11252 nt
Organism: Castor canadensis (American beaver)
Lineage: Eukaryota; Metazoa; Chordata; Mammalia; Rodentia; Castoridae
Source: RefSeq, a predicted model, not a curated record